CUCAUUUCAUUUGGAUUACAUGGAUUGUAUAUGGAUUGGAUUUUGUUUGCUGCACGCACGCACAAUAUCCUGUUCCUGAAUUUUAUUAUUCUAUUGGUGAAACUACUGUAAAGUUGAUAAAGGCUUCGAAGUAACACACAUAUUGUAUUGCUUUUAGUACUUUACAAGUGUAACGGAAUAUGUCUAUAAUGUUGGAGCCUGACGAGGUAGACGACGGAUACUUUACUCCUGUCGCAAGUACUACCUUAGCAAGCAUUUUUAAAGAAGAUUCCGGUAAUGACAUAGCAGUUAAUCCUUCCCUCAAGUACAAACCUCCUCAACCUAAGAAGACAGAAGAAAGUAGCAAGCCUGAUGAUUCCAUUGCUUCACAGUGUGUGUUUUCAUGCUCAAUCAUCGCUUAUGAAUGGGUACAAAGAUCCCACAAAUGUAAAGGAAAGGUUGGUUUUGCUAUGAUGAAAAUAGUCAAAAGUGGUAUGUGUAAAAUGAUACUGUACAGCCCAGAUAAAUCUACACUAUCCUGCACUACAGUCACACCACACCUAGAAGUAACUAUGUCAUCAGGUGCCAUGAUAUCAUACUAUGAUGAUAAUAAAAAAUAUUGGGGUUUGUGUUUUAAUGACAAAAAUAUUGAGAGAAUCAAAGAACUCUUAUACAAAGAACAUGUCAUUAUAAAACCUUACUGUUCUGAAAUUAACACUGAGGUAGAAAUUCUUGAGAGUGAUGAAGCAACUGAUGAAACUGGAGAUAGCAGUGCAAUAGAAGAUAGCCCAAUCAAGCCUACCACAUCACAGAUUGAUAAAGCCUCCAUUCUGAACAGGAUUGCUAAUGUUGGCCAUGCAAUAUUACCUUCUUUACCAGGGAGUCCUAUAAAAAAAACAUCUUCAGUAGAAAUAACAAACACUCCCGAUCUGCAAAAGCUUAGUUUAGCAGAUCAAUCAAAAGUCUUACCAGAAGUCAGCAUAAGGAGAGAACAUGAAAAUAUUUCAAACCCAGUCAUUAACAAAAGUAUUGCAGUCCAAGCAAGUCAAAAUAAUGUUGAAACAAAUAAUAUUUUCCCAAACAGUAGGAGUGAAUGCGGCCAAACAACAGUAACAAGUGUACCUUUAGUCAAUAAUCAAAUAUUUACGUAUGUAAAUGGAUACAUGGUGCCAUUGCAUAUGCAAGUACCUGUCCUAGAUAAUAUUAAUGGUGCUGAUACUUCUACAGAAAUAGAGCUCAUCAUUCACAAACUUACUCAUCUUAAGACUGUUGUAAGGACAAUGGAAACAAAGCAAUCACAAAAUUUUGAAAAGUCCCAAAGUGAUCAACUCUUUAAAAAGAUAUCUGAAUUGGAACAGUUAGUAAGGGAAAAAGAUGAAACUAUUAAUCACCUUGAGAAUGCGAAACAGGAGCUAGCUGACCAUGUAAAUAACUUGAAUGAGCAAAUACAAAAAUCAAACUAUGAUUUAGAAAAGAAUACAAGGAUUCCUAACGAGGAGCUCCUAAACAGAAAAGUUAAAACUCUUAUGAACAAUACAUUCCAUUCACUUGCCAGCAACUUUGACAAUGAAGUUAAUUAUACUGGAAACUAUGUCAAAGGAAUAUUAGCAGCUGUUAUUAAAAAAAUUACAAUUGACUCCUUAGUAAAUUUAUUUCCCAAUGAAGCAAGUGUUUCUAAGAAAGGAGAUGAUUAAGCUAAUUUAGAAAAUUAGCAGAAUUAAAUCUGAAGUAUCUGUAUAAUCCCUGCACAUAUUUCAUUAAUUCUCUUUUCUAUUUCUCUGCCAUAUUCAAGGGAAGCAAUACAUAUAAUAUAAUAACUAAAGGUUUAAUUGCAACUAUAAAAGGAUUUUUUUUUAAUUUGUUUUUCUAAUUAGGAUUUCAUCAUUUCGCACAUCAUCCUUGUCCUUGGAGUGAUAGAGAAAUAAUUAAGGAUUCAUAAAAAAUACUCAUGGCUUGGCACAUUCCAGAGACUUACCACUCAGAACAUGACCAAAUGUGAUAAAUAAUGCAGAUAACACAUUGAUAGUGAAGUGCAGCAUUGAAAUUAUAAGCAAUAAGUAUUUUAAGUAGGCUAAGUAAUAACAUGUAUUUAAUCAAGCUUUUAAAUAAAUUUUAUACUUAUUAUAUUAAGUUACAAAUUUAA
Messenger RNA from Leguminivora glycinivorella, 2122 nucleotides. RefSeq lists its product as uncharacterized. The record is from RefSeq and is a predicted model, not a curated record. Lineage: Eukaryota; Metazoa; Arthropoda; Insecta; Lepidoptera; Tortricidae. The transcript has 3 exons. The coding region runs from base 180 to 1673 and encodes 497 amino acids.